Molecule: messenger RNA, 2262 nt
Organism: Penicillium diatomitis
Lineage: Eukaryota; Fungi; Ascomycota; Eurotiomycetes; Eurotiales; Aspergillaceae
Product: actin-related protein ARP5
Exons: 5
Coding region: 1-2262 (753 amino acids)
Biological process (GO): regulation of DNA-templated transcription
Cellular component (GO): Ino80 complex; cytoplasm
Source: RefSeq, a predicted model, not a curated record
AUGACUAUCACAUCAGUCCACACAAUCUUGCCCAGCCGCUCCUCUACUAAUGUCACAGAGAAGAGGACGGAAAAGCCUCUCCCAAAGCCCUACACCGUCCAAGACUUUCCCUUCAAGAGCUACAGCCCCCCGCAGCCGGAUGGAUAUGAGCGCAGCAAGGCGCAUCCUGAAACGAGCGCCAUUGUGAUUGAUAAUGGCUCUCAUCUCGUCAAGGCUGGCUGGUCCUUCGACCAGAAUCCGCGCUUUGUUCUACCUCCGGUCAUGAGCCGGUAUCGAGAUCGCAAGCUCGGUCGUCAAGCACACUUUAUCGGAUACGAUGCUUAUGUUGACGCGACCACGCGCGGUCAGCUCAAGCAUGCCUUUGAUGGCAGCUCAAGUGUGGUCGGCAAUUGGGAUGUGAUGGAGGGUGUACUGGAUUAUAUUUUCCUCAAGUUGGGUGUCGACGGUGCCAAUGGAGGUGUGGACCGCCCUAUCGUCAUGACUGAACCGGUUGCGAAUUUGGGCUAUCCACGAAAAAUGAUGAACGAGAUUCUGUUUGAAUGCUACAAUGCGCCCUCGGUGGCCUAUGGAAUCGAUUCACUUUUCGCAUACCGCUACAACAAAGGAACUGACGGUCUAAUUGUCUCUUCAUCGCACGCCUCCACACAUGUCAUUCCUGUCCUGAAUUCGAGACCGUUGCUCUCGCACUCGUCCCGCCUCAACUGGGGUGGCUUGCAAACCGCCGAAUACCUGCUGAAGCUGCUCCGUUUGAAAUAUCCCACAUUUCCAGCGCGUGUGACGGAAAACCAGGUGGAAGAGAUGGUGCAUAAGCAUUGCUAUGUCUCUCAAGACUACGAUCGCGAGCUGGGUGGAUAUUUGGAUUGGACCGGACUCGAGGAGAGAGAUCACGUCAUUCAGUACCCUUUCACAGAGCAUGUGGUCGUUGAGAAAAGUGAGGAAGAAUUGGCUCGGAUUGCCGAGCGAAAGAAGGAAAGCGGACGCCGCCUGCAGGAGCAAGCCGCCAAGAUGCGACUAGAAAAGCUGGUGAAGAAAGAGCAGGAACUAGAAUACUGGAAGGCCCUGCAAACACGACUGGCCACAGAGACCAAGAAGGAGAUCCGCAGAGCUCUAGAAGCUGAAGAGCUCAAGGACGAGGCCCAUCUCGACCGGAUGAUCCGAGAUCUCGAAAAAUCCAUCAAACGAUCACGCAAUCGAGACCUGGGUAUCGAGGAGGAAGAGCAGCAGGAGGAGAUGUCCUUCCACUUGCUGGAUGUACCCAAUGAGGAUCUAGAUGAGGCUGGUCUGAAGGAGAAGCGACACCAGCAAUUGAUGAAAUCUAAUGUCGAAGCGAGAGCACGCGCCAAGGCUGAAAAGGAGCAAGAGAAGGCCCGGGUGGAGGAAGAAGAGCGACUCGACCGGGAGAAGCGCGAAAAUGAUCUUGAGAAUUGGAUCGCCGAGAGGCGUGCGAAUCGACAGAAUCUCCUGCAAAAAAUCAAAGAUCGACAACGCUUCAAAGCCGACCUCGGAAACCGCAAGUCCCUCGCUAGUCAGAUGCGCAUGAAGACCUUGGCCAAUUUGGCCGCAGAUGGCCCCAAGAAGCGGCGUCGCGGCGGUGACGAUGACGACUUUGGUGCCAAUGACGAGGACUGGGGUGUGUAUCGUACCGUGGCCAAGGACGAACAAAGCGACGACGAAGAGGAGGAGGAUCUAGACGGCAUGCUGAACAACGUUGAACGGGAGCUGCUCGAGUACGAUCCUGACUUUACCGAGAACCAUACACUGGCCGCUCAGUCAGAUUGGACCAAGAGCUUGGUCCACGCCUUUCUUCGUGGACCGUGGCCAUUUGAUCCGGAAAGUCAGCGUGAGGCGCACCAGCUUCACUUGAAUGUGGAACGCAUUCGAGUGCCCGAAGUGGUCUUCAAGCCCUCUAUCGCGGGAGUUGACCAAGCCGGCCUCGUUGAAAUUGCCGCCGACAUUGUCAACCAGCGGUUCUCCAACCCUGUCGAUCGCAAUCGUCUCCUCAAGGAUGUCUUCUUGACGGGAGGUAAUACCCUGUUCGCAGGGUUCGAUGAGCGUUUCCGUCGGGAGCUCCGUGCCUACUUGCCCGUCGACGCUGAGCUUGCGGUCCGUCGGGCUGCCGAUCCUAUUAUGGACGCGUGGAAGGGCGCGGCUCAAUGGGCUUCCGGGUCUGAUUACGGCCGGUCGUCUGUGACUAGGCAGGAGUAUCUGGAGAAGGGUAGUGAAUACAUGAAGGAACACGAUCUUGGUAAUGCUUCAUGGUGA